Electrophorus electricus (electric eel) is the source of this 618-nucleotide messenger RNA. The record is from RefSeq and is a predicted model, not a curated record. Lineage: Eukaryota; Metazoa; Chordata; Actinopteri; Gymnotiformes; Gymnotidae.
AUGAAUAAACAGCAGAAGAGGGCUGUAGUGAUAGAUAAGCAGCAGGUAGAAGAUAAGAGAAGAUGGCUGGUGAUGGCUCUCUCUGUUCUUCUCAUCCUCUCUCUCCUGUUCGGUGCGGUAAUGACAUAUUUAUACUGUAAAAUGAAACUGACCCAAGAUACUUCGCCUGUGUUGCCUUUGCAAAGUACGACAUGCUCAUGUGGAGAAAUAAUGGAGAUGAAGGUUCAGGACAAAGACCGAUUAUAUGUUUUCUCCGAAAUCAAAAUGAGCUGGAACUCCAGUAGGAUGUGCUGCCAGGAACUGGGAGGAGACCUGGCCAUCGUCAACAGCCGAGAAGAACAUGAAUUCCUUGCUGGUCAGGUGGAGAGUAUUGGCGAGUCGGAUCACUACUGGAUUGGCCUGACGGAUGCCCAGAGUGAGGGGAUGUGGCUUUGGGUUGAUCACUCACCCCUUUUAGAGAAUCUGACGUGGUGGAAGUAUGUUCCAGACGACUGGAAAGAACACGACCCGUCGGGAGAAGACUGUGUCAUUUAUGUUGGUGGGAAAUGGGCCGAUGUGUCCUGUUCAAGCUCAGAAAGGAGAAUCUGUGAGCUCCCUCACACUUCAGAUACUCCGUGA